Messenger RNA from Morchella sextelata, 2187 nucleotides. RefSeq lists its product as uncharacterized. NCBI's taxonomy places the organism in Eukaryota, Fungi, Ascomycota, Pezizomycetes, Pezizales, Morchellaceae. The record is from RefSeq and is a predicted model, not a curated record. The coding region runs from base 1 to 2187 and encodes 728 amino acids. The transcript is spliced from 3 exons.
AUGCUCUCGACCGCAGGCCCCCGCCGCACGCUCCUCCACCACCACCACCACCACCUCACCCGGCCACAGACACGCAGCUUCAUCUUCCUCCCCUUCUGGAGCCAGUGGCCGCGGCGGCGGCCGCCGAGCGACGCCGAGAGGCUGCUGGUGAUGCUGCAGAGGGCGGCGCGGCGCAGGGUGGUGAUGGAGUGGCGGUGGGAGUGGGCGGGGCCGGGGGCGGGGUGGGUUAGGGUGCAGGGGGGGAGCAGUGAGGAGUAUGAUAUCGAUCUGAUCACGCUGAGGAAGGUGCCGAGGCGCGCGGAGGGGGUUGUCGAGGCGCGGGCGGAGACGGGGGAGAAGGGGGAGAAGGGGGCUGUCACGGCGGGGAAGAAGGGGGAGAGGGAGGAUCCGGGGUCGAGGAAGGAGAAGGAGAAGGAGAGGAAGGAAAAAGAAAAGGCCGAGAAGGAGAAGGCCGAGAAGGCCGAGAAGGCCGAGAAGGAAAGGAGGGAAAAAGAAAAAGAAAAGGCCGAGAAGGAGAAGGCCGAGAAGGCCGAGAAGGAAAGGAAGGAAAAAGAAAAAGAAAAGGCCGGGAAGGAGAAGGAAAGGGCCGAGAAGGAGAGGAAGGAGAAGGAAAAGAGAGAGAAGGAAAAGAGGGAGAAGAGGGAGAAGGAGAGGAAGGAGAAGGAGAAGGAGGAGAAGGAGAAGGCGAAAGAGAAGGAGUCGAAGCCGGCGUCAAAGGACAGCACCCCUAUAGAGCUACCAGUCAAAAGUACUACAAAAGCCAACACAUCCGAGAUCCUCGCAAAAAUAAUCAAAGGCCAAACCGACAAACUCCAUAAGAUGGAUCCUCCAACGCUGCCCGAGAAGCCGACUGGCCGAAAGGAAGUAGCAACUCCAGCGCCUGAAGCCACUGCCGAAGCGACGAAACCCAAGUCCCAAGCAAACUCUGUAGCCCAACCUACCAAGGUUGAUGAUUUGACAAAAGUAGCAAAGGAGACCCCCUCGUCCUCCCCGACGUCUAUAAAAACAGACAAUAUCACGACGACGUCAACAACCGGGACCAUCCCAGCCACAGCGGUCCCUAAGAAUGAGCAAGCAGUGGCGCCUCAAGUAAAAAAGGAUACACCAAGAUCCCAUAGUUUCACUCUCGUCAAAGACUCCAAAGAGGUGCAGGAGUCGCCCGAUGCAGACAUCGACCAUCUCCUCCCAUCCGACAUACGGAGCGCCGCCGGAAUACCAGUGAAGACCCAACCACAAACCGAGGCCGAAUCCGCGAAAGCCAAACAGCCCACCACCACACAGGCCGACAUCAGCGCUCCACCACCGCAAAAGAAGCCCCGCGAGAGCCCCGAGGAGCUCCAGGAACGGAUGCGCCGCAUCGCAGACAGCCUCGACCUGGGCCCCAUCGAGAAAUUCAUCCCGUCUAAGGACCACCACGACCACCACGACUACGAGUGGUCCGGCACCGAGAACGUCUCCACCGAAGACGUCUUGAAGCACCCCUCCCCGACCCCGACCCCACCACCAGCCACCGAGCCAAUCCCGAAACCAAAGCCCCCUACAGCAGACCCAACACCACUGAUCGAGCCCGUAGUCCCAACUAUGCCCUUCACCGAACCACCCACACUUCCCCCGCAGUCUCCACCACCCACACUUCCCCCGCAGUCUCCACCUCCUCCCCCUCCCCCCACACCCAAAAACUACUACAUCCUCGUCCGCAACCCCGACACCGGCUCCAUGCACUUCACACCCCUGCCACACUCGCUCAUCAGCGACUUCCCCACGCUCUCGCGCGAGAGCACGGCCUUCGACGCCAUGCGCCGCCUCACGAACCCCGAGGCGUUCCUGCCGCUGUGGCGCGUGCUGCAGCGCGGCGGCUUCGAGGUCGUGGGCGGCGAGCGGGACUGUCUGGUUGUUAUGGUGGACCGGGAGGGGAGCAGGAUUAAGUAUGGGGAGGUGCUGAAGGAGGUGCGGGGGCUGGUGUCGCCGGCGGAGAGGGUGGCGAGGGGGGCGUGGGAGAAGCGGAGGAGGGAGGAGAAGGAGAAGGAGAAUGUGCAGAAGGAGGUGGAGGAGGUGAAGGUGGAGGAGAAGGGGGUGGAGGAGGGGGUGAAGGAGGGGAGGAGGCCGAGGAGGAAGAUCUUUUGGUCGGCGGUGUGGGUGGCGGCUUGUACCGGGGCUGUGACGGUGGGGUUGGAGACGUAUUUGUGA